Messenger RNA from Cydia splendana, 4079 nucleotides. RefSeq lists its product as uncharacterized. Bases 119 to 3409 code for a protein of 1096 amino acids. The record is from RefSeq and is a predicted model, not a curated record. Gene Ontology annotation, cellular component: dynactin complex; centrosome; cytoplasm. Gene Ontology annotation, biological process: mitotic spindle organization. The transcript is spliced from 10 exons. NCBI's taxonomy places the organism in Eukaryota, Metazoa, Arthropoda, Insecta, Lepidoptera, Tortricidae.
UGUCAAAGUUGACAAAAGGCAAGGCGAAAACCACUGACGUCACUUUUGCCCGAAUUUGUAUAUUUAAAAAUUAUAAUAAUUUAAGAGAACUACGAUUACAUUUACCAUUCAUAAUAAAAUGGCAGACCCUAAAUACGAAAAUUUACCAGGCAUAGCUUACGACCAGCCUGAUGUAUAUGAAACCGGCGACUUGCCUGAAGCCGAUCAGCAGGAGCCCUUUGAGGAAGAAGAGAACGAAUGUAUCGAAACCCUGCACUUGUCUGUGAAGGAUUCUUUCAAUAACUUCAAAGGGAAGUUUUUGACUGGUGCAGUAGAUUUCUCUGACCGUUUGAGCAGAAAAAGUAGGAUUGGAUACAGGGCUGGUGAAUAUGAGCUUGCAGCAGAAGGAGAGCCUGAGACAGUCUUGGAGCGCUACAACAGACUGCGCUGCGAGUUCUCAGACUUGUUGGAGCAAGUGGCUGAACAGCAAAAUAAGGCCACGGAGAGUGAGAAGGACGAGUAUUCCCGGCUGGCGACUCAAAUAAACGCGACCAAGAAGAUUCUGGAGGAGCUGAAGCUUGAGGAAGGUGAACAUGUGGACCCCACAGCUGAAAAACUCAAGGAGUAUUUAGCUCAGGGCGGUAAGAAGAAGCAACCGGGCGUAGCUACCGCUAGUCUCAAGCUGAAGCCGGAGGUCAACCUCGCGCAGACCACGCGCAUCGCUCAGUUGGAACACAGGUUACACAAGUUGGAGCAAGCAGCCGGCGUAAGAGACGAAGAGGCUUUCCGAAGACUGCAGGCUGCAACCGGAGAGGCGACGCUGUGCGGCGCGGCCGCUACCCUCGCGGCGCAGACCGCCCUGCUGCGGCCCGCGGAGCUGGCGGCGGCCGACGCGCGCGCCGCCUCGCUGCUCGCCAACGUCGAGGCCAUCCGCGCCGCCCGCCCCUCCGACCCCGAGCUCGACGCCAAGGUGAACUACACUCUAUGUCCGCGGCGUAAGGUCGCUACUCUAGCGGCGCAGACCGCCCUGCUGCGGCCCGCGGAGCUGGCGGCGGCCGACGCGCGCGCCGCCUCGCUGCUCGCCAACGUCGAGGCCAUCCGCGCCGCCCGCCCCUCCGACCCCGAGCUCGACGCCAAGGUGAACUACACUCUAUGUCCGCGGCGUAAGGUCGCUACUCUAGCGGCGCAGACCGCCCUGCUGCGGCCCGCGGAGCUGGCGGCGGCCGACGCGCGCGCCGCCUCGCUGCUCGCCAACGUCGAGGCCAUCCGCGCCGCCCGCCCCUCCGACCCCGAGCUCGACGCCAAGGUGAACUACACUCUAUGUCCGCGGCGUAAGGUCGCUACUCUAGCGGCGCAGACCGCCCUGCUGCGGCCCGCGGAGCUGGCGGCGGCCGACGCGCGCGCCGCCUCGCUGCUCGCCAACGUCGAGGCCAUCCGCGCCGCCCGCCCCUCCGACCCCGAGCUCGACGCCAAGGUGAACUACACUCUAUGUCCGCGGCGUAAGGUCGCUACUCUAGCGGCGCAGACCGCCCUGCUGCGGCCCGCGGAGCUGGCGGCGGCCGACGCGCGCGCCGCCUCGCUGCUCGCCAACGUCGAGGCCAUCCGCGCCGCCCGCCCCUCCGACCCCGAGCUCGACGCCAAGGUGAACUACACUCUAUGUCCGCGGCGUAAGGUCGCUACUCUAGCGGCGCAGACCGCCCUGCUGCGGCCCGCGGAGCUGGCGGCGGCCGACGCGCGCGCCGCCUCGCUGCUCGCCAACGUCGAGGCCAUCCGCGCCGCCCGCCCCUCCGACCCCGAGCUCGACGCCAAGGUGAACUACACUCUAUGUCCGCGGCGUAAGGUCGCUACUCUAGCGGCGCAGACCGCCCUGCUGCGGCCCGCGGAGCUGGCGGCGGCCGACGCGCGCGCCGCCUCGCUGCUCGCCAACGUCGAGGCCAUCCGCGCCGCCCGCCCCUCCGACCCCGAGCUCGACGCCAAGGUGAACUACACUCUAUGUCCGCGGCGUAAGGUCGCUACUCUAGCGGCGCAGACCGCCCUGCUGCGGCCCGCGGAGCUGGCGGCGGCCGACGCGCGCGCCGCCUCGCUGCUCGCCAACGUCGAGGCCAUCCGCGCCGCCCGCCCCUCCGACCCCGAGCUCGACGCCAAGGUGAACUACACUCUAUGUCCGCGGCGUAAGGUCGCUACUCUAGCGGCGCAGACCGCCCUGCUGCGGCCCGCGGAGCUGGCGGCGGCCGACGCGCGCGCCGCCUCGCUGCUCGCCAACGUCGAGGCCAUCCGCGCCGCCCGCCCCUCCGACCCCGAGCUCGACGCCAAGGUGAACUACACUCUAUGUCCGCGGCGUAAGGUCGCUACUCUAGCGGCGCAGACCGCCCUGCUGCGGCCCGCGGAGCUGGCGGCGGCCGACGCGCGCGCCGCCUCGCUGCUCGCCAACGUCGAGGCCAUCCGCGCCGCCCGCCCCUCCGACCCCGAGCUCGACGCCAAGGUGAACUACACUCUAUGUCCGCGGCGUAAGGUCGCUACUCUAGCGGCGCAGACCGCCCUGCUGCGGCCCGCGGAGCUGGCGGCGGCCGACGCGCGCGCCGCCUCGCUGCUCGCCAACGUCGAGGCCAUCCGCGCCGCCCGCCCCUCCGACCCCGAGCUCGACGCCAAGGUGAACUACACUCUAUGUCCGCGGCGUAAGGUCGCUACUCUAGCGGCGCAGACCGCCCUGCUGCGGCCCGCGGAGCUGGCGGCGGCCGACGCGCGCGCCGCCUCGCUGCUCGCCAACGUCGAGGCCAUCCGCGCCGCCCGCCCCUCCGACCCCGAGCUCGACGCCAAGGUGAACUACACUCUAUGUCCGCGGCGUAAGGUCGCUACUCUAGCGGCGCAGACCGCCCUGCUGCGGCCCGCGGAGCUGGCGGCGGCCGACGCGCGCGCCGCCUCGCUGCUCGCCAACGUCGAGGCCAUCCGCGCCGCCCGCCCCUCCGACCCCGAGCUCGACGCCAAGGUGAACUACACUCUAUGUCCGCGGCGUAAGGUCGCUACUCUAGCGGCGCAGACCGCCCUGCUGCGGCCCGCGGAGCUGGCGGCGGCCGACGCGCGCGCCGCCUCGCUGCUCGCCAACGUCGAGGCCAUCCGCGCCGCCCGCCCCUCCGACCCCGAGCUCGACGCCAAGGUCAACGAGUUAUACAAAUUAGUGCAGCAGAUCGACGGGAUAUCACAUUCAGAGAUCCUUGAGAGAAUGGAAGCCCUGGAAUCUCUCCACAACCAAGCGAGCAAUUUCGGCAAAUCCUUGACGGAGCUAGAAACGCUACAGAGCACCAUCGCGUCCGGCGUCAAAAACAACAAGGAACUCUUGCAGGGGGUACAAGAGGUUUUCGCGCACAACAUCGACAGCCUUCAGAAGGAAAUCAAAAAACUGGACGACCGCAUCGGCAAGCUCACCGCGUGAUGAGGCGGCCGGGGGUUACAAUGGCAACUAUUGUUUAAAUUAACUUAGUCAAGGGGCUUCUAGAGUCCGUGUACGCCUCUGCAAUGACUAGGCAAGCGACAGUGUGGAAGAGCCACUAGAAAUACCUAUCCCCCUUAUUCAUAAAACUUUACGAGCCAGAUUUAGUUAAAUUAUGUUUUAUCCCUUUCUACCAAAUAUAUAAGUCAAAAUGACAAACGAUUCAUAGCUAAUUCAGGCCAGUAACGCGUUUAUGAAUAACGCCAUAUAAAUAUAAUGCGGGCUGUACACACUCGCACUCUCGACGAGAGCCUCUCGCAGAGUUUCGGCACCGCUCCGAUCCAAUCGGAGAGGCGCGAGACGAGACGAGAACGGAGCAGUAUGUACACACUCGUUCUUGGCCUGUCUCGACGAGUGUGUACAGUCGGCAUUAGACUUAACUUUUAUUACGGCUGCCACACAUUGUCGCUGCGUAUUCGGUGCAGAAUAAUUGGAAUUUUCCGAUGUGAUUUUUUAAGCUUAAACCCCUAUUUUAAUCUGUCUAACAAAAUGUAUUGUUUCAUUUAUGCAGUGGUUACUAUUCUGACUCUGUAAUAAGUAAUAAGUGAACGGGAACCAGCCCGUUUAAAAAUCAAUGUUACCAUCCUACUUAUAUGGUUCAAAUUCAUGUAAC